Messenger RNA from Vigna umbellata (rice bean), 1388 nucleotides. The record is from RefSeq and is a predicted model, not a curated record. NCBI's taxonomy places the organism in Eukaryota, Viridiplantae, Streptophyta, Magnoliopsida, Fabales, Fabaceae.
UCGUGUGGAUUCUUCAUCGUAUAUCUGUGAUGCCAACACUUCAUGCUGUAUUCCUUCGGUUCUGUGUUAGAAUACUGCUUACUAUUAAAAACGAUGCCUUUACUAGAAUAGAGAGACACACAAAACAUUUCAUCCUACUCACAAAGGUAAUCAAGAUUGUGUUCUGCUUAGGAAGGACGGCUGAAGGAUGGUUGAUCCAAAGGGUAGUUCCUCGUGGUUAAAGAGUCUAGAUAUCAGUGGCAUAUGGAAAGAUCAUGGAGAAUGUGGAGCUCUGGCAGCCAUAGUCAUAAGCAUCCUUGUUCCUGUUUUGUUUUCAGCUUUGUUCUUUGCAAAGAAAAAAGGAAAAAUAAGAGGUGUGCCUGUUGAAGUUAGUGGUGAGGGAGGUUAUGCAAUACGUAAUGCUAGAAAAACUGAGUUGGUUGAAGUUCCUUGGAAAGGAGCUCCAACCAUGGCUCAUCUGUUUGAGCAAUCAUGUGAUAAAUAUACGCAAAAUCAAUUUCUUGGAACAAGAAAACUAAUACAAAGGGAGUUCGUUACAUCUAGUGAUGACAGGAAGUUUGAGAAACUUCAUUUAGGAGACUAUGAAUGGGAAACCUAUGGAGAAGUGUUUGCUCGUGUGUCCAAUUUUGCAUCUGGUCUUCUUAAGUUAGGCCAUGUUAUGGAUAGCCGUGUUGCUAUUUUCUCUGAUACAAGGGCGGAGUGGCUCAUUACCCUUCAGGGUUGCUUCAGGCAGAAUGUAACAGUUGUUACCAUUUAUGCUUCUCUAGGAGAGGAUGCCCUGAUCCACUCACUAAAUGAGACUGAAGUAUCUACUCUGAUCUGUGACUCCAAGCAGUUGAGGAAGUUGGAUGCAAUAAGAUCAAGACUAACAUCUAUACAAAACGUUAUUUACUUUGAAGAUGAUGAGAAAGAAGAUUCUUUCUCAGGAAGUUUGAGUGGUUGGACAAUUGCAUCUUUUAUUGAAGUUGAGAAACUUGGGAAAGAAAGUCCUGUUGAGCCAAGCCUGCCUUCCAAGAAUGAUACUGCAGUUAUCAUGUACACAAGUGGGAGUACAGGUCUGCCAAAGGUUUGUUUCUUCUUCAACUUUAGUUCUAGGUGUAGUCUCUUUCUGUGUCUGAUAUUCAUUAUUCACUACGUCCUUGCAAAAUUUUUUGUCCAGACUCCAAAAUUUUGAUUUUUAAAUGUAUCAACAACUCGAUACCUGUUAACUAUUGUGGUUGUAAGCAUGGGUAGUUAGAGUAUUGACUUGAGUCUCGGUAUUACCUUAUUGUGAACAUGUUUUUAGGUGGUAAAUUAUAACCAAUACCCAUAUUAGCUCAUUCUGCAGAUAUGAUUAAAAUUUUCUAGUCUGCUAACAUUGAGAAUUAAGAGUAUUCCCAACAGCUCUG